Messenger RNA from Photinus pyralis (common eastern firefly), 558 nucleotides. Its product is annotated as unc-112-related protein-like. Gene Ontology annotation, biological process: cell-matrix adhesion; integrin-mediated signaling pathway. The coding region runs from base 1 to 558 and encodes 185 amino acids. NCBI's taxonomy places the organism in Eukaryota, Metazoa, Arthropoda, Insecta, Coleoptera, Lampyridae. Gene Ontology annotation, molecular function: integrin binding. The transcript is spliced from 3 exons. Gene Ontology annotation, cellular component: cell-substrate junction. The record is from RefSeq and is a predicted model, not a curated record.
AUGUGGCCACAUAUUCAGCAAAGUGUACUUGUAUUUAAAAAAUGUGAAAGAUGCCAGGUGGUAUUUGUUAAUAUAAUAGAUAACACUUAUUAUUUUUUUUAUCAGUUACAAGUCGCACUUCAAACUGGUCAACCACAACCAAAUUUCGACAAUGGCAAUUUAGUGUUUCCAAACGAAGAUGAUAUCGAUGCGGCUCUAACGGACUUACAGACCACCUUGGAAGGUUCCACCAUCAACUCCCAGACCAACGACAUUACGCAAGUUCCAGAGUUGUACGACGAAUUACGAUUUUUGAAACCAAAACGUUUUACGCUGAAGGCGUUUAAAAAGUACUGGUUUACUUGUCGUGACCUGCACUUGUACCUGUAUAAAAGUAGAGAAGAGAUGAUUCAUCAUGGUAAUCCGGCACACUCCAUAAAUUUGAAAGGAUGCGAAGUUACUCCAGAUGUGAAUAUAAGCCAAAAUAAAUACGGAAUCAAAUUGGAGGUACCGAGUUCCGAAGGAAUGUCAGAAAUGUACAUUCGAUGCGACAAUGUAAGUGCUCGAUCCUUUAUGUAA